UUAGGUCUGUGUAUCGGGUAAUGACGGUCAAUUUUUUUUAAGUGUAGCUAGUGGAUUGAAAUAAGUGCAAAAAGUCACCCGUGAGUGAGUAGGUAGAUUUAUUGGACUGUUUUUGGACUUCAGAUGGCCGUUUCAACGUUGAACAUGUCGCCUUACUUUACAGGAUACCCUUUUCAAGGACAAGGUAGAGUCAACCAGCUUGGUGGAGUUUUCAUCAAUGGACGACCACUGCCAAACCAUAUCCGACUGAAAAUCGUUGAAAUGUCUGCGGCCGGAAUAAGACCUUGUGUUAUUUCAAGACAACUGAGAGUGUCGCACGGGUGUGUUUCGAAAAUAUUAAAUCGGUAUCAAGAAACCGGUAGCAUUCGUCCAGGUGUCAUUGGGGGGUCGAAACCUCGAGUGGCGACCCAGGAGGUCGAAAACAGAAUAGAACAUUGGAAGAAGGAACAACCUGGUAUCUUCAGUUGGGAAAUACGAGACAGGCUUAUUAAAGAAGGAAUUUGCGACAAAACCUCAGCCCCUUCCGUCAGCUCCAUCAGCAGGCUUAUAAGAGGAGGGAGAAAAAGCGAUUCUGAUAAGAAAAACCACUCUAUAGAUGGAAUAUUAGGACCUAACUCUUCUUGUGAAGACAGUGACACGGAAUCUGAACCUGGCAUCCUUCUAAAGCGGAAACAACGUAGAUCUCGAACAACAUUCACUGGUGAACAACUGGAAGCUUUAGAACGAGCUUUCAGUCGUACUCAAUACCCAGAUGUAUAUACAAGAGAGGAACUAGCUCAAAAGACUAAACUAACUGAAGCAAGGGUGCAAGUUUGGUUCUCUAACCGACGAGCUAGACUAAGGAAACAACUAAACUCGCAACAACUUAACGCUUUCAGUGCAAUAUCUCUACAGUCUGCUUUCCCAGGAGUCCAGCAACACUAUCCCGAAGCAAACUUUAACCAGAGCUCUUGGGCUCAGCAAUCCUAUGUACCUUCUGCUAUAAGUUCAACUUCUCUCCCAAGUUCUCUUCCUAAUAAUACAAGUACCAGCUCUGCAAGUACAACUACACCCUCUCAGAGCGCGUUGUACAAUUCCUAUAGCAACGGAAGUCAUUUGGAACAGAGUGCUGUGUUGAAUUGUAGUAACCAGUUUGGCUACAAUACGUCCCAAGUAUCACCCAGUCAUCACAGCAUAUCUCCCCAACAAAGUGCUGUAUGGUCACGUCAUCCUCAGAGUAACAAAAUGACUGAAAAUAUCUCUCCAUCUUGGCACGAGAAUUAUAGCCUAUUGGCUUCAGGAACACAUUACGCAGGGGCUCAUUCUGCAAGCGAGGCAAAGUCAGGAUAUCCGUACUUCGGGGCUAUGGAAAUGGGUACUAGUAGAGUCCAUUAAAUUAUUUAUUGUAGCUAGUAUAUGUAUACUGUAUGUAUUAUAGUCAGUCAUUUAUUGUAGUAAUUUCUAUGUAAAUAUA
Molecule: messenger RNA, 1453 nt
Organism: Diabrotica virgifera virgifera (western corn rootworm)
Lineage: Eukaryota; Metazoa; Arthropoda; Insecta; Coleoptera; Chrysomelidae
Gene: gsb
Product: protein gooseberry
Exons: 5
Coding region: 124-1374 (416 amino acids)
Biological process (GO): anatomical structure development; regulation of transcription by RNA polymerase II
Molecular function (GO): DNA-binding transcription factor activity, RNA polymerase II-specific; RNA polymerase II cis-regulatory region sequence-specific DNA binding
Source: RefSeq, a predicted model, not a curated record